GAUUUAAUCGCAAUGACAGUUAACGUACAAUCUCAUAGAUUUGUAGGUAAUGAGAACUUAAUGAAAAAUUCGGACUCAACACUAAUUAUCGGAACCGAUUUCACCUACAAGCAUAAACUGGUGUGGAAAAAUGCCAUCGGUUAUUUGAUUUUGCAUUUAUUAGGGUUAUGGGGUUUGUUUUUGUACUUUACUGGCGGUGUAAAUUUAAAAACAUUAGCAUAUGGUGAGUAUCAUGCACUUAAUAUUGUUUUUAUAGUGUAAAACGACGUUGAACCUAAUUAUGAAACUAAACUGCAUUAAAAGACUACCAAUGAUAUUCUUGUUAUUUAUCUAAGUUUUUAAUGAUUUUGAGCUCUAGUGUAAUAAAGUUUAAAACCAAGUAGAGAAAAUCGACAAAUUUAUAUAACCUGAUGUACUGUUGACUCUACUUGAACUUUUCUUUACAAUCAUUUUUAAUAAAGCUUCAUACCCUUAUGCCACGAUCACUUGCGGAUAAUGCGUGAUUUUUUUUUCAUUAUAAUUUUUUUUUUUAAUUAAUAUUAUGUAUUUUUCAGCUUUCUUCCUGACAUAUUUCAUUGGUCUGGGUAUCACAAUAGGAGCGCACAGAUUGUAUACACAUAGAUGUUUUAAGGCCACGCCUUUAAUUAGAGCAUUUUUGUUAUUACUACAAACGGCUUCAGGGCAGAACUCCAUGUUCAUUUGGUGCCGUGACCAUAGACUCCAUCAUCGUUAUUCUGACACUGAUGCUGACCCGCACAACUCAAAAAGAGGUUUCUUCUUCUCUCACGUUGGUUGGCUAAUGUGCAAAAAGCAUCCUUAUGUCAUUGAAUUCGGAAAAAAAAUCAAUAUAUCUGAUCUUCAAGCUGAUUGGAUGGUCAUGUUUCAAAAGAAAUACUACUCUUAUCUUUACAUUUUAAUUGCGAUACUGCUCCCUGUUUGGAUUGAUGUCUAUUUUUUUGGGGAGCCAUGGGUGAAGGCAUUUCUUGUACUUUACUGUGCUCGAUAUGUGGUAACGCUUAAUUAUACGUGGCUCGUCAAUAGCGCUGCCCAUAUUUACGGAACGAGGCCUUAUGACAAAAAUCAACAACCUGUGGAAUCUUGGAUUGUCUCAUUUUUUACUUCGGGAGAAGGCUGGCACAAUUACCAUCAUGCUUUUCCUUGGGACUAUAAAGCGGCGGAACUCUCUACUCAUCUAAAUCCAACCGCCCGAAUCAUAGAAUUCUUGGCAAGCAUCGGAAUGAUCUACGACUUGAAAUCGGCACCUCCUGACAUGGUGAAGAAUAGAAUCAUGAGAACUGGAGAUGGUACUCACUACGAGCUUGGCAACGAGGAAGCUAAAGCCGCUGUCAAGGUCUCCUAUCCUCCUUUGCAUCCUAUGAACCCUACUUACACUGUAACAUAUGAAGAUCCGGUGAUAUCUCUCAAAGUGGAACGUGACACGUCAAAAAUUAUUAGCACAAAUUAAGCAACAAAAACGCAAAAAUGUGUGGACAUCGUAAGAUUGGCAUUUUCAUUGGCCUUCCCUUAGGUCUCUUUAACAAUUGGAAUAUUU
Diatraea saccharalis (sugarcane borer) is the source of this 1552-nucleotide messenger RNA. The record is from the annotation of a GenBank genome assembly. Lineage: Eukaryota; Metazoa; Arthropoda; Insecta; Lepidoptera; Crambidae.